ACAAAUUUCUGAAGAUUCUCAACAUAAUAAUAAAAUUUCGGAUAAUAAUAAACUUCCAAGAUGGAUACGUUGCAUAAGUUGUUUAGGGGAUAUUUCUAGAUAUCGUUGGACAUAUUGCUUAGAAGAUCAAGAAAAGGAUAAACAAUUCUGGUUUGAAAAUGCUUCACGAUGGUAUCAUUUAGGAAUUCAGCUCAAGUCUAAUAAUGGAAAACUUUAUCAUCAUUUAGCUAUCCUUGCGGGACAGGAUGAAUUUAAAAUGCUUUAUUACUAUUGCAGAAGUCUUAUGGUUAAUACUCCAUAUUUGGCCUCUCGUGAACAACUUAUUUGGCUAUUCGAAACAAAUCGACAGCGCUUUUCAACUCUCACUGCAAAUCAUAAUAAGCAGAAGCAAAAAAGUCGUGGUUAUUUGCAACGAGAAAAUUUACAACCUCAGAGUAAACAAUGUGAUAGUUUAACUAAUCAAUCAAUUGAGAGCUUGUAUAUCAGAUUGCAUGGAAUGCUUUUCACAAAGAUUGGACUUGAGUUUUUCGAACAAACCCUAGAAAUCUUUAUGAAUAAAUUAUUAUUGAAAAAUAAUCAAAUUCCAAAUGAUAUAAAUGGGACAAACUGGUCUGAAUUUUACAUGCAAAUGGCGAUUAUUAAUAUCUCAAGUUUAUACAAUUAUGGUAAUACCGAGAAUUCAUCACUCAGUUCAACAAUCAAAUCAUCUCUGGUGGAUGAUGUGGAUUCAAAGCGAACUUUAGAUUUAGAUCCAACCUUUGCUGAAGAAUCUAGACUCGCAUUUGGUAUUAUGUAUAAAUUCAUGUCUAAAUAUCUUGAUACGAUAUCAUUUGAGAGAGGAUUUGAUGUUUCUGAGGGCUGGCUAUUAUAUUGUGAAAUUAUGUUACUUUGGAUGGUAGCUAAUGAUGCUUUUAAUAGUUUGGAUGAUGGAACUAAUAACAGGAUUUGGAGAAAAUUUUUGGACAAAUCUAUUUAUCCUGAUUUUUGGAAAACAUUGACUCGGUUCCUUACAAAAAUUGCACAUCAAGUAUCUCCAUUUACUAUAAGUGAGAUUAUAGAAUUUUCAACAAACAGUAAAGAUUCAAAUAAUUUUGAACGUCUUCGCUCUCCACCAUUAACUGAAGAUUGGAAAUUACGUGGUGUUUCCUGGCUCCAGUCAUUAUAUGAACCCUAUAUGUUUGAACAUGUAUCUAAACCAUAUUUAGAGUUUGUGGAUGAUGAUAUUGAGGUUAUCAUAAAUAAUAUUCAUGAUAACCUCGAUUUGAAUUCAGAUCAAGAUGCUAAAACUCGCCGGAGAGCAAGGAUAAUGGAAUUAGGUUAUCUUUUAACUAAGAAAAUCAUUGGUUUAGAUUUUGAUAUUGAAGACAUCACUUUUAUGUCUUCUUUAGAAUUAGAUGAAAUUUCAGACAAGGAAAAUGAAUCCAUUUCAACAUCAAAAUUAAUAACCGAGGAGGAUGAAACUAAUCCUGUUAUAACGAAAUGUAUAGAUUUUGCCAAUAGUGAAUCAGAUGACGAAGGGAUUAUGGAAUUGAAAUCUCGCCGUCAGGAAUUAGAGAGUCUUUUAGCUGCAACUCGUGGAAGUUUUCGCAGCCCUUCGGCACAAAAACUUUCAUCAAAGAGUUCCAAGAAAAAUACUCCACAUACAGCAAAGAAGGAGAUACCUUCGCUUUCUAGAAUUGUUGCAGGAUAUACUACAGUUGUAAUUGAUACAAAUUGCCUUGUUGGAGAUCUCAACAUGGUCAAAAAGAUAAUCCAAAGUGAUAACUGGGUGGUUGUUGUACCUUUGGUUGUUAUUACAGAAUUGGAUGGGUUAAAACUCAAUCCACCUCCUCUUGGUACGGCAGCAUCCGAGGCAAUUGCCUAUCUUGAACGAGCUUUAUCAUCAUCUAACAGGAUGAAAAAACUUAAAGUUCAAACAAGUAAAGGCAAUUACGUGUCUGGAAUUAACUUUAGUGAAGAAUUUGACUUUGGUGAUGGUGAAGAUAAAAAGAAAAAUUUGGAUGAUCUAAUUCUUGGCAUUUGUUUAUGGCAUGCCAAGAAUCGUGGGGAUAUUGGUUUACAUAGUAAAUCAGAAAAAGAGGACAAUAACAAUGAAGUCGUUGUAUUACUUACAAAUGAUCGAAACCUUCGAGUUAAAGCUCGUGCAAGAGGUGUUGACGUUGUGAGCUUUCAAGAUUUUACUGAAUUAUUAUGA
Scutellospora calospora is the source of this 2194-nucleotide messenger RNA. The record is from the annotation of a GenBank genome assembly. NCBI's taxonomy places the organism in Eukaryota, Fungi, Glomeromycota, Glomeromycetes, Diversisporales, Gigasporaceae.